Messenger RNA from Cicer arietinum (chickpea), 2342 nucleotides. RefSeq lists its product as uncharacterized. The record is from RefSeq and is a predicted model, not a curated record. Lineage: Eukaryota; Viridiplantae; Streptophyta; Magnoliopsida; Fabales; Fabaceae.
AAAAUAAAAUUUAUACCUAUUUCUUCCAUGCAUGGAAUUCUCCUCCAACUAAAACACCACCACCAACAACAAAAGAGAGUGUUAUGGCCUAUCCUACACCACCAUAAGAAUCAACCCAUUUCAUCAAAAUUUGAUUUUUCCAUUUCCAAUCCAUUAAAUUCGUUUACUUAGGAAACUGUAAUUUGAAGGGUUCUAUUCUUUCUUCCUUUUUUUUCGGUGGGUCUAAUCUUUUUGUACUACAAGAACUGUCACAUCUGAAUGAACCCUUUUUUAUUCUCUUCUGUUUCUCAUCAUCACCUUGUUAAAAAGCUACAAACUUUUUGAUCUGUUUUUCUCAACUCGAUCUCAAUUUUGUGGAACGUGAUCAUCAUCAUCAUCAUCAUCAUGGGAUGUGUUUAGUCUUUUGGAGAUUUUUUUGAGGUAAGUGUUAUAGUUUGGUCAUUGAUCCUGUUUUUCUUUUAUUGGGUAUAUUUGAAUUGAUUAAGAUUCAUACACAAUGGAAGAGAAAAAGUUUGUGUGUAAGUUUUGUAGUAGAAAGUUUGCUUGUGGUAAGUCUCUUGGUGGUCACAUUAGGACUCAUAUGAUGAAUGAACAUAAUUCAGUUAAAGCUAAUGAAGAAAAAAGAAUCAAUGCUAAUUCCAAUUUUAAUGUUAGUGUUAAUGUUAAUGGUAAUGGUAAUGCUAUGUUUAAGUUUGAUGAUGGGAGAAAGAGGAAAAGGGAUUUUGGGUCUAGUAGUGGUGGUGUUGGUGGUGAUGAUGUUAUUUAUGGUUUGAGAGAGAAUCCCAAAAAAACUACAAGAUUUGUGCAUUCCAAUGUUGCUGCUACUAUUCAAAUGGAGAAAUUCUGCAAAGAAUGUGGGAAAGGUUUUCCAUCAUUGAAAGCUCUGUGUGGUCACAUGGCUUGUCAUUCAGAGAAAGACAAAGGAAUCAAUAGGAUUGUUGAGAGUAGUUCUGAAAAGCAGAAAUUGGUUAUGGAUAGUCAAUCUGAUACCGAGACAUCGGUUCAGACGCGAAGAUCGAAGAGAAUGAAGUUCAAGAAUGUUGGCAGUGGUGGUGGCAGUAACAACAAUCAUCAACCUUCUUCUUCUUCUCUUCAUUGGGGGAAUUGUUCUUCUUCAGUUUCUGAGGUUGAGCAGGAACAAGAAGAUGUUGCUUUGUGUUUGAUGAUGCUGUCUAGAGAUUCUACCUAUAAGGGACGUUUUGCUUUGGUGACUGAGUCUUCUGAUAACAAUUCUGUUGUCCUCGAAGCGAAAUCGCCUUCUGUUGAUACUAAGUUUGCUGUGAAUCGCGGUAAGAACAAGGCUUUUGAGGUUGUGGAGAAGAAGCUGAACAAGGAUGUGAAAUUGAAGUCUGUUGGAAUUGGUUAUGUUUCUGAUAAUUCUAAUUCUGAGGAUUUCAAUUAUGGUCCUAAAAAAGUAGACUCAGAUGAAUCAAGUGAUGAUUUUUUCAUGAAUGAGAAGAAGUCUAAAAAAGUUGGGUUUGGAGAACAUGAAUAUGAAUCAAGCAAGAAGAUAAUGAGCAGAGAAAGAAGUAAAAACAGUAAUGAAUUCAAGAAACUGGUUUUGGAUGAUUCUGUUGGUAAAAUUUUAGUUGGUAGUUCUAGCAUGAAAAAUGGUUAUAGUAAUGAUGAAAUGUAUGAUGAGAAUGGUGGAAAAGAAUUGAAAAUUGAAAGAGAGAGUUUUUCUUCAUCUGAUGAUUCAGCUUAUGAGAGUGAUGAAAACAGCACUGAUAGUGAUUCAUAUCAAGCUCCAAAGACUCAAACAAAUAAGAACUUAAUUGGAAAAAAGACUAAGUAUACAAGCAAGAAGGGAAAGAAGAAAAUGAAGUCAAAGAAAAGUAAAGAACAUGAGUGUCCAAUUUGCAACAAGAUUUUCAAGUCAGGACAAGCUUUAGGAGGUCACAAAAGAUCCCAUUUUGUUGGAGGUUCUGAUGACACUCUUGUGAUUAGACCCAGUGGUGGUGGUGGUGGUAGUGGUGGUGGUCGUGCUCGUGCUCCUCCUGUUGCACAGGCUCCUCCUGUUCCAUGUUUCAUUGAUCUUAAUCUACCUGCUCCAGUUGAUGAAUAAAGAGAAUGGAACAUAAUUUUGAAGCAUUUGUUGCUGUUGAGGUAGCUCUGAAUUAUGAAAUUAUGAAAAAGGUUUUCUUUAUCCCAUAUGAUGAUGAUAAAAGCAUUGACAAUGUAUAGACAAGUGGGAAAUUGGUGGUUUUUAUUUUUCCUUAUGGCUUUAGAUUCAUUAUUUGGUAGCUUUAGUAGUGUUUUCUUUUCAUGUUUAUGGAGCAUGACAAUUUACUAGUUUUCCAAUUGAAUUCUUUCUAUUGCUAUGCUUUAUAUGUUGGAUUCAA